Staurois parvus is the source of this 372-nucleotide messenger RNA. NCBI's taxonomy places the organism in Eukaryota, Metazoa, Chordata, Amphibia, Anura, Ranidae. The record is from the annotation of a GenBank genome assembly.
CUGUUCUCUCCUGCAAGGCCUUACCUGUUCCUCGCUCCAGCGCUGCACAGUCUUCCCGCGCUGGCUUCUGUGACAGCCGGGUGCCCACUGCGCAUGCGCUGCGCUUUGUCCCAGAAGGCGCCGGGCCAUUCAUAUCCUGUACUGUGUCCGCAGUCUCUGGUCAUCUCCUGUACUGUGUCCGCAGUCUCUGGUCAUCUCCUGUACUGUGUCCGCAGUCUCUGGUCAUCUCCUGUACUGUGUCCGCAGUCUCUGGUCAUCUCCUGUACUGUGUCCGCAGUCUCUGGUCAUCUCCUGUACUGUGUCCGCAGUCUCUGGUCAUUCCCUGUACUAUGUCUGCAGUCCAUUGGUUCAGAAUAUUUUUUUUCUUGUUUU